Molecule: messenger RNA, 2746 nt
Organism: Manacus vitellinus (golden-collared manakin)
Lineage: Eukaryota; Metazoa; Chordata; Aves; Passeriformes; Pipridae
Product: vasoactive intestinal polypeptide receptor 1
Exons: 14
Coding region: 1-1416 (471 amino acids)
Biological process (GO): cell surface receptor signaling pathway; adenylate cyclase-modulating G protein-coupled receptor signaling pathway
Cellular component (GO): plasma membrane
Molecular function (GO): peptide hormone binding; vasoactive intestinal polypeptide receptor activity; G protein-coupled peptide receptor activity
Source: RefSeq, a predicted model, not a curated record
AUGCCGAAGUUUGUCUGGAUGCCCCCGCUGCUGCCGCUGGCUGAUGGACCAUCCAAUUUUGUCCAGCUGACAAAGAGAUGGAGAUCCAAGGAGUGUGAAAUCCAUUUAAGUUUUGUGGAAAACAUGGGUGUUGGGGGAAUCCAUCCAGAAUGCAAGAUAUUCCAGCAGGUGGUCAAAGAGGAGGCUCUCUGCCUGGAACAGAAUGAAUCUGUUUCUCCUGAUCUUAAAGGAUGUGCCAGAGAUUGGGAUGGUUUAACCUGCUGGCCCAGAGCCACUUUUGGGGAAGUGGUGAAAAUUCCCUGUCCACGAUUUUUCGAAGAAUUCACCAAUACCCAUGGUUUCCUCCAGAGGAAUUGCACACAGGAGGCACAUUGGUCAGAACCAUUCCCCCCAUACACUGUUGCCUGUGGGUUUGAUGAAGGUUCCAGUAAAGGACCUGAGGAUCAGAAAUCCUAUUAUUCUGCAUUUUGGCGUGUCUACACCGCUGGCUAUGCAGCAUCAGUGACUUCACUCGUUACAGCUCUAAUUGUCUUUGCUGCCUUCAGAAAAUUCCACUGUACACGGAAUUACAUCCACAUGCACCUGUUUGUCUCCUUUAUCUUGAGGGCAAUUGCUGUUUUCACCAAAGAUGCUGUUUUGUUUGCAGAUGAAACUAUGGACCACUGCCUAAUGUCAACGGUUGCCUGUAAGGCUGCUGUGGCAUUUUUCCAGUUCAGUAUUUUGGCCAAUUUCUUCUGGCUUCUCAUUGAAGGGAUUUACCUGCAAACCCUGCUCCUGCUGACCUUUGUUUCCAACAAGCAGUUCGUGUGGUGGUUCAUAGUCACUGGCUGGGGAGCUCCUGCUGCUGUGCUGUUUGCCUGGGUCCUUACAAGAAUCCACCAACAAAAUACUGGAUGUUGGGAUGAUGAUGAAAAUGGAGUGGUCUUAUGGAUCAUCAAGGGCCCCAUCCUGAUAACUGUAUUAAUUAACUUUAUUAUAUUUAUUAAUGUGAUCAGAAUUCUAGUCCAUAAACUGAAAUCUCAAGAGGGAGGAGGGAGCCAUUCGAGCCACUUCGUGAGACUUGCUAAAUCCACGUUGCUUUUGAUCCCCCUCUUUGGAGUGCACUACAUCGUAUUUGCAUUUUUCCCAGAGAGCACUGGGCUGGAAGCUCGUUUUUACAUUGAGCUGGGCUUGGGUUCUUUCCAGGGUUUUGUUGUCGCUCUUCUCUAUUGCUUCUCCAACGCAGAGGUUCAAAGUGAACUGAAGAAACAACUGUGCAAGUGGCAGUAUCAGGAAUACCUGACCUUCACCCACAAACACGGGACUUUGUCCAGGGAAAACAGUCCCGUCAACUACGUCACUCAGUUGUCCCUGCUGGAAAAAAUCAGCCCAAAAAGGAAAACAUCUGGGUACCACAAUGGUGUAACUACUGUCUGAGGCUUUCUAGCUGUGGCAUUGGGAUGUACUACCUAAGAGAUGGCAAAUUGGAUCCUUUUGGCUUUCCAUAGUGUGAAUUCUGUAAAUUCCUUGUCCUGGUCGUGAGCUGCUUUUCUCACCUGGUACAGAUUCAUAUCCCAACCCUGGCUCUCUCUUUAAGUAUAUAAAGUCCAUUUGUUUUGUUGGGAAAAGCCAGGCCUGGGGAUAGUAUGAAUCAACAGGUUAGCACCCUAAAAAAUAAAAAAAAACCCCACAUUAACUCUCCUCAGGCCCACCACAUUUGUCGUGUCUUUGUUAGUGUUUCCCAAAUUUUCCAAUUUUCAAGUGCACUAUUCCUAAUCUUCAUUUGCAAGAGUUAUUUGGUGACCAAGUUUUGGCACAGAAAGAGUUAUUUGGUGGCAAAGCUUUGUCGUAAUAAUUACUGGUGUUGUUUUGAGACAGCUUGAGUCAGUUUAGUGGGAAUUAAGCACAGAAACUUGCCAAGCACCACCUAUGGAACAGCAACCUCCUUUAAAAGGAAUCUCAAGGUGUCUAGAAUGCCACAAAAAAACCAGACAGUUACAAUAUCUGCUCGGGUUUUUACCUUCCAUGCCUAUUGAAAAGAGAUUAAAUUAGGUCAGAGGAUCCUAAGCCCUCUCUUGUCUAUGUGAAAAUAUGGAUCAGCUGAAUAUUAGGCAGAGUAUGGAUGAAGGAAGAAAUGAGAACAAACACAAUGCAGUGUCCAGCUGGGCUGCCUUGAGCUCAGAAUGACUUAUAAACCUGGUUUUAGAGCUCAGCUGCUGCUCUUUGUGAGCUGGAACAAACCUGUCACCAUAACGCUGAGGAUUAGCUGGAUCCAUCAAUGAAACGCACAAUUAAACUGUGCUUUUGUGCUUUUUUGGGAGGGACCUGGCUUUGAGGACCAAAUUGCUGUGAUCACUGUGAUUGUCUCAGCAUUUCUCAGCUCGUUGUCACUCCACUCGAUGAUGUUUCAUGGGACAGAAUUAUCCACACUGCAGUGAGGGCAGUGAGGCAAAGCAUGGCCCAGUAAAGCUCAGAACCAAUGCUGUCCUUGCAUCACUUCUUUGGGUGACCUUCCUCUUUCUUCAGGACUGAGUUGGACUCUACCUCAACCUCUCCAAAAGUAAAGAAAGGUACACAAGAUACAGCUACAGCUCCUUUCAAGACAGGAGCAUUCCCAGGAGAACCUGCAUCAGACCUGGAAGCACUGCUGGAGACCACAGCCAUGCACAUACAUCCUGGCUUUCUGUGAACAGCAGCAUCAGUUUAGCUUAAAAAAGUAGUGUUCCAGUCCCUCAAUUUGCUCUGCUCUUGGUUAAUUAUUUGGGUU